AUGUUCCUGCGAUGAUGGCGCUGCAGCUUAAGAGCGGGGAUGCUGCCUACUACCAGAGUGCAGAAUACUGCAGAAACUACACUUCACCGCCUGUCAGCUACGGUGACAGCAGCCAUUAUCUUGCCCGACUACCAGGCCCAGAAACCAUGUUGAAGCCUCCUCUGAGCCUCUUCAGCCAUCCCCAGCAGCCGUUCCAACACAUGGACUCUCUGCACCAGCUGGGACCUCCGCCAAUGGCGCCUACGCAGCCUCUCGGCCCACCACCCAUUGGCCCUGCUCAGGCACUUGGACCCCCAACUAUGGCUCCCACCCAGACUCUAGGUCCCCCUCCCAUCACUGCUACUCACACAUUAAGGCCUCCGCCCAUUACCCCACCACACACCUUAGGCCCCCCUCCGAUGCCCCCAGCUCAGCCAAUGGGGCCUCCACCGAUGCCACACACCUUGGGGCCCCCACCUGUUGAUCACACACAAGCAAUAGUGCCUCCAACCAUGGACCUCACACAGCCAAUGGGGCCUCCACAUCUGAAUCCUGCACACGCCCUGGUGCCCCCACCUGUGGUGGCACCUGCUGCCUGUCGAUUCCCCCUCCCUCCCAGCCCCUUGUCCUCGCCUCCUGCUCCAGGCCCUGAUCCCUCACAGCUACCCCCAAGGCCCCCAGGACCGGCCCUCAUCCCCGCCCCAAUGUCCAGCCUCAUCUGUGGUCCUCUCCCAGGUCAGGCAGCUCCAGUCAGCGAGCAGCCACAGGAUGAGGGCUCCUCGCUGGGGAUGGAGGAGCAGGAGGACUCUCUGGGGCUGGAAGAACUGUGUAAACCACUGUACUGUAAACUGUGCAACGUUACCCUCAACUCCGCUCAGCAGGCACAGGCUCACUACCAGGGAAAGAACCACAGUAAAAAGCUACGAAAUUUCUACGCUGGCAGUCAGCAGCCACCAGCCAUCAGGAUCCCAGACGUCCUCGAGGCAGCUGGCCAGACAGCCCUCAGCUCAGGAUCCAGCGACAGUGACGCAGGCAGGCAGGCGCUGUAUAAGGGGGCGCCCCGGGUCAUCUUGGCCACAGAGAACGACUAUUGUAAACUGUGCGACGCCUCCUUCAGUUCACCAGCAGUUGCACAGGCCCACUACCAGGGCAAGAAUCACGCCAAGAAACUACGUUUGGCUGAGGCCCAGCAAAACUCCAGUAACAUGGAAGCCAGCAAUGAAGCAGCACCAAGAAGAAACAGGAAAGACGGCAGUGAGUACCGACUGGUGAAAAACCGCCGCAGCCCACAGAUGCCUGCUUCCAUGCCAGGGCCAUACUAUAACCCCAGACCGAGGCAGCGCAUCCCCAGGGACUUGGCCAUGUGCGUGACUCCAAGCGGGCAGUUCUACUGCUCCAUGUGCAACUGCGGAGCCGAGCAGGAGACGGACUUCAGGCAGCAUCUGGAGAGCAAACAGCACAAGGCAAAAGUGUCGGAGUUAAGAUACCGCCAUGAGAUGGAGAACCUCGGCUACAGCUAA
Messenger RNA from Stegastes partitus (bicolor damselfish), 1499 nucleotides. It is a transcript of the gene zmat3, whose product is annotated as zinc finger, matrin-type 3. Bases 12 to 1499 code for a protein of 495 amino acids. The record is from RefSeq and is a predicted model, not a curated record. Lineage: Eukaryota; Metazoa; Chordata; Actinopteri; Pomacentridae. The transcript is spliced from 6 exons. Gene Ontology annotation, molecular function: nucleic acid binding; zinc ion binding.